AUGACUCUACUGCCAUCGCCCCUCGCUCAGUCCAGCCUGGGUGAGAAGUGUGCAGUUUACUUGGACCACGUCACCAACCAUCUCUCCACCCUCCACCCUCGACUCGAGCUUUUCCGCAACUGGUCUGCUCGUGUCCUGCCGUUCCCCGUCGACGACCAGGCCGCCACUCUUUGUACAGUUGUCCUUGGCUGUGUGCUCGUUGCCGUUGCGAUGAGUUGGCGCAACCCCAUUUCGUGGCGCGGCUCGUCAAAUACGUCCGCUCCCCGCGUGAGCGACCACGACUUCAGUUACAUUACACCAGACGAUAUUGUCGACCCACCAACCAGAUACGAUGCCCAGGAUGACAAUGAACCGGAUGUCAUCCGCCUCAAACACCGCGGCACUAUUUACCCGUUACGUUUCCGUGCAUAUGCGAUCGACGAUGGAGCCCUGACGGUGGGCAUGCUGCGAGAGGAGGCCGCAGUCAAAACCGGCACAAACGACCCGGAUCGGAUCCGAUUACUGUACAAGGGGAAGUUGCUGAAGGAUGAUAAACACACAUGCAAGGCGGAGGGACUAAAACAACACUCCUUGGUGCUGUGUGUGGUUUCCGAGGUGGGCGCAAAGACGCCGAGUGAUCUCUCCGAUUUCGAUACUAGCGACUCGCUCCAUGUGGACGGCCGCCCUGGAUCGUCAUCAUCACGCACUGAAGAACCCAGGGAGACAAGGAGAAACAGACCGGUGGGGCCGCCUUCUCUCGCCCCGCCACGGCCGUCGCCCGGUCCCUCCGGCACGCCAUCGCCGGCUCCCAGCCUGAAGGGAUUCCGGACUGCGCUGGAGCAGGUUAACGCGUUGUCCACGUACUUCCAGCAGGUGUUGGUACCUCUCUGUAACGAAUACAUGGCGGACCCGCCCAGCGAUCAGAAGAAGCGAGACUUUGAAUACAAGAAACUAAGCGAGACCAUCAUGGCGCAGGUCCUGCUCAAGGCGGAUGAAAUUGAGUUGGAUGGUGAUGCGGCUCGCAAUGCGCGGCGGGCGCUGAUCAAGGAGACACAGGCGAUGUUGAACCGCUUGGACCAGGGCGCAAAGCAUUAG
Molecule: messenger RNA, 1074 nt
Organism: Penicillium riverlandense
Lineage: Eukaryota; Fungi; Ascomycota; Eurotiomycetes; Eurotiales; Aspergillaceae
Product: BAG family molecular chaperone regulator
Exons: 1
Coding region: 1-1074 (357 amino acids)
Molecular function (GO): protein-folding chaperone binding
Source: RefSeq, a predicted model, not a curated record